Molecule: messenger RNA, 714 nt
Organism: Williopsis jadinii
Lineage: Eukaryota; Fungi; Ascomycota; Saccharomycetes; Phaffomycetales; Wickerhamomycetaceae
Gene: MRX8
Product: translation initiation/elongation factor MRX8
Exons: 1
Cellular component (GO): mitochondrion
Molecular function (GO): GTP binding
Source: RefSeq, a predicted model, not a curated record
AUUGGUGGUGUUACCCACUUCUUUACAAAGGCAUACGUGAAAUUGGAGUGGACCACUGCAAAGUUUCUGGAUAUACCUGGUGAGCAAAAGAGAUUAGAACAGGAGAGGGUGAUGGCAUCUCAACAAGAGGAAAAUGAGCCAGUCGAUGUUGAUUUCAAGAUCAAGAAGGCUGGACUACCGGAGAUUGUAUUCUUAGGCAAAUGUAACGUUGGUAAGUCCUCGUUGUUGAAUGCACUGUUGACUUCUAGAAAUGCCAAACAGAAUUUGGAGUUUGCAUGGGCCUCUAGAAGGGCCGGGUUCACGCAGACCAUGAACUGUUUCAACGUUGGUAACAGGUUUAACCUUAUAGAUACACCAGGGUAUGGUGUGAAGGGUAAGAUGGAGCAAGGUGAACAGGUGAUGGAAUACCUCCAUAGAAGGAAGGAACUGCGCAGAGUGUAUCUCUUAAUAGGCGCAGAGGAAGGAUUUAGUCAGGAUGAUUUUACCAUCAUUGAUAUGUUAUUAGAAGCUGGCGUACCCUUUGAGAUAGUCUUCACCAAAUUGGAUAAGUUGAGGAAGACGAGUAAAGUUGAGCAGCACAUCAAAAAUAGCGGUGUCUUAACACUACCUUCUCAGCCAUCGCUAAUCUUCACAAAUUCUGAAGUGAACAAGUACCACAGAGAAAGACACGGAUUUGAGAUAUUGAGAUGGUCUAUAUUUGAAGCCUGUGGUUUG